AUGCCGCCGAAGAGGAGAGCUCCCGCGAGGGGCGCGGCCAAGAAGGCCGCCGAUACCGCGGGCAAUAGGGAUAUCCUCAUCAUUGAGGUCAUCGAGGGACCUGCCACUGGCACGAAAUUCACCCCGACGGCUGAUGUGUUGCAGGUUGGCAGGACCAGGUCCAGCCAGAUCUACAUCAAGGGUGACCCUGCGGUGAGCCAGAAACACGCCUCCAUCACCUGGAACGGGAAGCAAUGGCGGAUCGUCGACCUGGGUUCGUCCAACGGGACCACCGUGAAUGAUGUCGAACUCGAGGAGGACGGCGAACCCAUGGCGCUCAGUGACGAGGACGUCGUCAUGGUGGGUACCGACACCACCGUCAAGGUGACCAUCGAGAAGCCCGCGGUGAAGGAAGCGGAGCCCGCGGUGAAGCAACCCGCGAAGGAGGAGAAUGAGGUCAAGGCUGUACCCAAGAAGAGGGGCAGGCCCGCCAAGAAGAAGGUGGCUGAGCCCGAGGCUGUCGCGGAGGACCCGGAGCCGCCGAGCAAGAAACCCGCCGCGAGGGGCGGCAGGGGUAGGAAGAAGGUCGAGCCGGAGCCCGAGCCGGAGGUUGCGAAGGAAUCCGAGCCCGUCGAUGAACCCACGCCGGAGCCCGAGCCGAUGGCGGAACCUGGGCCCGAGCCUGCUGUUGAGGAAGAGGAGGAGGACAACGACGACGACAAGGAGAACAUCGGCAUCACCGUCGAGCAGUUCAUCGCCGAGAAAGUUGAGGGGUUCAUCGCGAGCGCUCAUGAUGUGGCGACGCAGGAGGUUAAGGGCUUGAUGGAAAUGAAGGAGGAGGUUAAGGAAAACAUCAGGAAGCACUUCGCAGAGGUGGAGGCGUGAUGA
This is a messenger RNA of Micromonas commoda, 867 nucleotides long. RefSeq lists its product with no specific name. Gene Ontology annotation, molecular function: protein binding; mRNA binding. The transcript is spliced from 2 exons. Lineage: Eukaryota; Viridiplantae; Chlorophyta; Mamiellophyceae; Mamiellales; Mamiellaceae. Bases 1 to 864 code for a protein of 287 amino acids. The record is from RefSeq and is a predicted model, not a curated record.